Mercurialis annua (annual mercury) is the source of this 2202-nucleotide messenger RNA. RefSeq lists its product as uncharacterized. The record is from RefSeq and is a predicted model, not a curated record. Lineage: Eukaryota; Viridiplantae; Streptophyta; Magnoliopsida; Malpighiales; Euphorbiaceae. Bases 1 to 2202 code for a protein of 733 amino acids. The transcript has a single exon.
AUGCAUAAUACACGACGAAAACGACUACCGCUAGAACCUUUUCAACAAGAUCUCACUACCUUUGAGCGAAGUGUCCGAAAAUCAGCUCAAAGGAAUCAGAUUAUGGCAGACGAAGACGGUAUCCCACCUGGUUUCAAUCCUGUGGUGGAUAACAGAGUUCCCCCACAAAAUCAGCAGAAUCCGCAGGAUGUGCAGGGAGAGAAUAAUGGAGGACAGAGAGUACGAACAUUGAUGGAGUUCUUUCAGCCAACUGUGGGCAACACUACUCAUGGUUAUUUUGCACAUCCUGUACUAGCGAACCACUAUGAGAUCAAGACAAGUGUCAUUCAACUGAUAGAAGCGCGCUGUCAAUUUUAUGGGCUACCCAGUGAAGAUCCGAAUCAACACAUCGCCGAUUUUUUGGAGGUGUGUAGUACAUUCAAGCUCAGCAACAUGACAAACGAUGAAGUUUGGCUGCGCUUAUUCCCAUUUUCUCUGAGGGAUAAAGUGAAGCAGUGGAUCCAUGCAUUGCCUAGAGCGGGGAUUAACAAUUGGUCAGAUUUGGCAAAAGCUUUCAUGAGCAAGUACUUCUCCAUGGCAAAGACUGCAAAGCUGACUAGGGAUAUUAUGCUCUAUCAGCAAAACGAUGGAGAAUCGAUACAUGAAGCGUGGGAGCGAUACAAGGAGAUGCAGAGGAAAGUUCCUCAUCAUCACAUCACUAGAGAGAAUCUGAUCCAAAAUUUCUACAAUGGGUCAACUGAGUUGGGGAGAAGCGCUAUUGAUGUAGCUGCAGGAGGGUCACUAAUGAGGAAGACGACCGAUGAACCAUUUUCUCUAUUAGAUGAGAUGGCCAUAAAUGGAUGUACUUGGCCGAACGAGAGGGCGAAAGUACCUGCGCAGAGAGGGGUAAUGGCAGUCAGUGUUGAUCCAGCUGUGGAGAGUCUGAAAGCGAAGAAUGCCUCACUGCAAGCUCAGGUUGAUAUUCUUAUGAGGCAAGCUGCAGGGAUGACUAUGGGAAAUGUUGCUGCAGUUCAGAGUAGCUGUGAAGUAUGUGGAGAUCCUACCCACGUGGAAAAUGGCUGCUAUGUGAUGAGACAGGCGUUUAAUGAGCAGGUCAAUUUUGUGGGAGGACGGCGACAGGGCAAUGAUCCGUAUGCUGCUACUUACAAUCCUGGAUGGAGGAAUCACCCGAAUUUCUCAUGGAAGGAUACUGGGGGUAAUGCCAACAAUCAGGCGGGUCCGAAUUUUCAAGGAGGACAAGGGCCACAACAGAAUCAGGGCAACUUCCAACAUCAGAACAAUAGACCUCAGCAUCCACCUGGCUUUCAGCAGAGAGAGCAAGGAGAGUCUCUUCAUAGUAAGGUGGACAAGAUGAUGGAGUUAAUGUUGAAGAAGGAAGCAGAGACGCAGCAAACAUUAAGGAAUCAUGCUGCCACAAUUCACAAUCUUGAGUUGCAGAAUCAGCAGACGGCCCAAGCACUUCAGACUCGAAAUCAAGGGGGUUUACCAUCCACUACUGAGGCAAAUCCGAGAGAGCAAGUCAAGGAAAUAACACUGAAAAGUUCAAAAGUGUUGCCUGAACCGCAUGCAGAGAAGGCUGGAGUAGAGGCAGAGAAGGAGCAGUGUGAGGGUGGUGCUACUGAGUCACAAAUUUCAAAAUCAUAUACUCCACCUCCACCAUAUGUUCCUAAGGUUCCGUUUCCGCACAGACUGAAGAAGCCACAAGACACUUGGAAGUUUCACAAGUUCUUGGAAACUUUCAAGAAGCUGCAGAUCAAUAUCAGCCUACCGGAUGCACUUAGAGAGAUGCCGCAUUAUGCAAAAUUCUUGAAAGACAUUCUGAUGAACAAGCGGAGCUGGGACGAGAGUACGACUCCAUUUACAGAGAAUUGCAGCUCAAUCAGUUUGAGCAAGCUGCCUACAAAGCUCGAAGACCCAGGGAGUUUUUCUGUUCCCUGUACUAUUGGUGAUUUACGAACUGCUAAUUGUUUAUGUGAUUUGGGUGCCAGCAUAAAUUUGAUGCCUCUUUCUUUGUUUAGACAGCUUCUUGGUGAUCAACAGGUGAAGACCACUCCUAUGAUGUUGCAGCUUGCUGACCACUCUGUCAAGAAGCCGUAUGGAAUUGUCGAGGAUGUUUUAGUUAAGGUCGACAAAUUCAUCUUUCCUGUGGAUUUUGUCGUUCUUGACUAUGAGAUCGAUAAAGAGUGCCCGCUAAUUCUUUGA